Paraglomus brasilianum is the source of this 463-nucleotide messenger RNA. The record is from the annotation of a GenBank genome assembly. Lineage: Eukaryota; Fungi; Glomeromycota; Glomeromycetes; Paraglomerales; Paraglomeraceae.
CAAAGGAAGAGAAAUCAAAUCCAAUUACACUGACCAUCUUGAUGGAUCACAAUCAAGUUUCCAAGCAAAAACUUUGGAUGGAUGUGAUAUUGUGAUAAAGUUUACUCACAAAUACAACGAGUCAGCUCAUCAGUUGUGUGCUCACAGUGGAUAUGCACCAGAACUUUUACAUGUUGAAAGAAAUAUUAUUCCUACAUGGAUUGUUGUCAUAAUGACCUAUAUAGAAGAUGCAGUGCAAUUGAAAGUGACAAAUCUUUCCCAGGAAGAUUAUAAAGAAGUGAUGGAGACUGUGGAUAAAGCAAUUCAGCUUCUCCAUGAUCAUAAUUAUGUCUUUGGUGAUUUACGAAGUAAGAACAUACUUGUUGGCAGGAUGCAAACAGCCUUUCUCAUAGAUUUCGAUUGGGUGGGACAACACGGAAACGAUGUUUAUCCAUCUUUUAUGAAUCAUAUGGACAUUCAAUAG